AUGGAUGAUGGCAACGAGGCCGUAGCAAGGAUUCCGUGCCCAAAUGCCGGCCCACCAUCAAUGACCACGGCUUCGGAAGUUGCCACUUUGAAGUUUCUGCGGUCAAGGACGUCUAUUCGGGUUCCGGAGGUUAUCGCCUGGAGCUCUGACGCUGCUAAUUCGGUUGGUGCCGAAUUCAUAAUCAUGGAAAGGAUUAGGGGUAUCGCCUUGUCAGAGACUUGGGAGGCAAUGGACACGUUGGAGCGCUACAAAAUUAUCGAUCAAGUUGUGCAAGUUGAGAAGGAGCUUGCCAAUAUCUCAUUUCCAGCAUACGGAAGUCUUUUUCUCCGUGACUCGUUACCUGCUACGUGUCGACAGUAUCCACUCCCUCCGGAGCUUGAUCCUGAAGAGCUAUUUUGUAUCGGGCCGUCUUGUAAACGAACAUGGUGGCACGGCAAUUGCGUUGAUAAAUUCCAAUCAGUAUCAAAAGAUAUUGGCCCGUGGAUGCACUUUCCAGAAUAUGCGUCGUCGAUUGUCCAGCGCGAGCUUGCUCAUAUUGCAAGUUUGGAGACCGAGGUGCAACGUCAACUACAUCAUUUUGACGAAUCACAGUCGAUCGAUGAAUAUCGAAGCCUUCUGGAGAAAUUGAACAUGGUACUACCGAUCUUGUCUCAAGAACCACGCGUGACAGGUGCCUCAGACCCUGUCUUAUGGCACACAGACUUACAUCUAGGAAAUAUCUUUGUUUCUCCUAAUGAGCCCAGUGUCAUUGAAGGGAUUAUCGAUUGGCAGUUGUCUCAGAUCUGUCCUUUGUUCAUACAAGCUCGAUUCCCCGAGUUUCUUAGACCACCAAAGGACUACAUGUUUGGUCCCGUCUUACCCAGCUUACCAGAUGGUUUCGACGGCCUUAGUCCCGAGCAAAGGGAACAGGCUAUGAACAACAAGAAGUUGGCUUCGAUGUCGAAAUAUUACGAGAUGUCCAGCUUUGUACACAACCAGGGUGCUUACAAUGCUAUGAAACUUGACUCCAGGUUAUGGCAGCCCUUCACCUACUGCCAGCUAUUCUCCCACGGUAGCUUGGUGCCCCUGCGCCAUUGCUUGAUUCGCCUGUUCCAGGACUGGUCUUCACUGGAGCUCCCAGGCAACUGUCCCUUCCGGAUAUCAGAUAACGAACGUCGCAGGCACGGUGAACAAAAAUCGCAAUAUGAGGAUAGGCUUUAUCUGUGUGGUAUCGUGAAGAACCAUCUUCUCACCGAUGAUACCGGCUGGGUUCCAAAUGACCGCUGGGAAGCGACCGAAAAGGCAAACAGGGAGCUGUACGACUUGUAUAUUGAAACCAUGAGCGAGGAGAUCACGCCCCAAGCAGCUGCGAAGAAUUGGCCUUUUCCACCACCCACAGCUUGUUAG
This is a messenger RNA of Aspergillus japonicus CBS 114.51, 1386 nucleotides long. RefSeq names its product phosphotransferase family protein. Lineage: Eukaryota; Fungi; Ascomycota; Eurotiomycetes; Eurotiales; Aspergillaceae. The coding region runs from base 1 to 1386 and encodes 461 amino acids. Gene Ontology annotation, cellular component: mitochondrion. The transcript has 3 exons. The record is from RefSeq and is a predicted model, not a curated record.